AUGGCAGCCAUUGUGCACCACCAGAUCGUGGGCCUGGCAGCCAUUGUGCACCACCAGAUCGUGGGCCUGGCAGCCAUUGUGCACCACCAGAUCGAUGUAGCUCGAUCCUUUGCAUCAUUGAAAGCCAAACAGGCAUUCCAGACUGAGGGUAAAUUGUAUCUCAUUCUUGAUUUCUUGAAAGGAGGAGACUUAUUCACAAGGCUUUCAAAAGAAGUGAUGUUUACAGAGGAAGACGUGAAGUUCUAUUUGGCUGAGUUAGCAUUAGCUCUAGACCACCUACACUCACUGGGUAUCAUCUACAGAGAUCUCAAACCAGAAAACAUUCUCCUUGAUGAUUCUGGUCACAUCAAGCUGACAGACUUCGGUCUCAGCAAGGAAUCGGUCGAUGGCAAGACCUACUCAUUCUGUGGUACUGUGGAAUACAUGGCACCGGAAGUAGUUAAUAGGAGGGGUCACACGACGGCAGCUGACUGGUGGUCAUUUGGUGUUCUAAUGUAUGAAAUGUUGACGGGAGCCCUGCCAUUUCAAGGACAACAUAGAAAGGAAACAAUGGCACUCAUCCUCAAAGCCAAGCUUGGGAUGCCUCAGUUCCUUAGCCCAGAAGCUCAGAGUCUGCUUCGGAUGUUGUUCAAGAGGAACCCUCAGAACAGACUUGGAGCUGGUCCUAACGGUGUCAAUGAUAUCAAGAAACAUGACUUCUUCUCAAACAUUGACUGGGAGAAACUGAAAAGGCGAGAUCUGAUGCCGCCGUUCAGACCUGUGAUACCUACCAGUGAUAUAGUACACUAUUUUGAUACAGAGUUCACAUCACGUACACCUCGAGACUCACCCGCAGUACCUCCCAGUGCCGGAGCGCAUCAGUUGUUCCGAGGAUUCAGCUACAUUGAUCCAACCUUAUUAGAAGAGGCACAGAAGGAAGCCGCUUCUAAUAACUCCCAUGCACAGUCACCCACAGAACAGAUCGCAAUCAAGCAUGCUCGUAUUUCCUCUAUCCUCGAUGAGUAUGACUUACAAGAGGAUAUUGGUCUUGGUUCCUACUCUGUGUGUAAGAGGUGUACGCACAAAGCCACUGGACAGGACUAUGCAGUAAAGAUCAUUGAAAAGAAUGCCAAGGACAUCAGGGAGGAGAUCGAAAUCUUACUUAGAUAUGGUCACCAUAGCAACAUUAUUACAUUGAGAGAUGUAUUCGAUGAUGGUAAAAACGUGUACAUGGUAAUGGAGUUAAUGCGAGGUGGAGAGCUCUUAGACAGGUUGCUCAAGCAGAAGUUUCUAUCAGAGCGGGAAGCAUGUGAGAUCAUGUUAACAGUCACCAGGACGGUUGAUUUCCUUCAUCAACAAAGGGUUGUACAUCGUGAUUUAAAGCCUAGUAAUAUCUUGUAUGCUGAUGAGAACUACUCACCUAGCUCAUUGAGGAUAGCUGACUUUGGCUUUGCUAAACAAAUGAGAGCUGAUAAUGGUAUGCUGAUGACACCAUGUUAUACAGCCAACUUUGUAGCUCCAGAGGUUCUGAAGAAGCAAGGUUACGAUGCAGCGUGCGAUAUCUGGAGUUUAGGUGUAAUACUCUAUACUAUGUUGGCAGGGUUCACACCAUUUGUACAUAAGCCUGAUGACUCAAGUAAGGUAAUACUAGCCAGGAUACAGGAAGGUAAAUACCUCACUAUGGAUGGUGGAAACUGGGACAACAUCUCAGAUAGAGCUAAGGACCUGAUCUCAAGGAUGCUUCAUGUGGAUCCAUUCCAGAGACCUAGCACCAAACAAGUAUUACAACAUACAUGGUUUCAGAGGAUUGAUUUACUCUCAGAACUCAAACUCAAACCACCAGAAUCAACUUUAGUCAAGUCUGCAGUGAAGGCUACGUUCAAAGCUCUCAACCAAGCACAAGCGGAACAGGGCCCCUUAGAACCGGUAACGGCUUCCGGUCUCGCUCAGAGAAGAAAACUGAAAAAACUCAGCUCAACUACCAUCUAAAGUCUACUUCCUACUAGUUGAUUGAGGCAGCUUAUUGCCACCAGUUUGUCAUAUUCCCAGAUAAUCCAACAUCGCGGUGGUAUUUCAUAAAAUUGAUUGUAAGGUUACAGACGACUCUACGCACAACUGGAACAUGUUCUUAGCUGCCAAGUCAGCUACAUAGGAAUGAAUCAUUUAGCACAAGAAAGGGCCACCAGGUGUGCAUAAAGGUCAUUUGUAACUUACAAACAGCUUUAUGACACGGUCCCCAGUAUGGCUAAAACAAAUGAUGCAGUUCUGGUCGAUGUGAUUCUUGGGUAAUUCAACAUUAUAUAUAAAAUCAUCAAUAUAUUUCCAGGUCAUCUGACAUCACUUUGGCCAAAACCACCCUUGUACUCCUUGUUAUUCCCGGAUUAUCUAACACCAGUAUGGCUGUGACCAUCAACAAACAACUUAUUAUUCUAAUUUCCAUGUUAUCUAUCUAACACUGAUAUGGUUAAAACUCUUUGUAAGACGGGGCCCUGGUCAGGAUGUGAAAUCCAAAUGAAUGUAGUAGGCCUGUGUCUAAUAUUAGAUUCUGGAAACUCAUGCUGGACUGCUUGCUGGGGAGUGGAGAAGGUGCAUACGUUGUGUGAUAUUCAGACGACUUUAUAAAUAGGAAAAAUCAGGGGAAUAUUUCAGUGAAUGAUUUAGUAACUAAUUAUGAGUGAGUAAAUCAAAGACAUGUAUUGGUAAAUGUGUACCUCAUGAACUGGUUUUCAAUUUUCUCUGCAUAAUGCUACCUUAUGGGAAUUUGAUCGUGCAAAAACUCAUUUAUAACAGAGUUGCAAAAUGUAAAACAGAUUAAACAAUAUAAUGGAUUUGAGCCAAAUUAGGCCUCGUCAUUUUAUGUUUCUACAGUCUUAGUGCUAUUAAAAGUCAUUAGUCAAUCUGGGAAUAACAACAUGAUUUUCACCAUUAUUAUUUUGUGAUCCAUGCCCUUUUUCACAUCCCUGUUUUUGCCAUGAGCUACUUAUUUCAAAUAACCCCAUAUGUAAUUCGCCAUUCUGCUAUUAAAAAAAAUAUAAAUAGAAAAUUAAAUAUCAUGGUACAUUUUUCAAAAUUGAUAUACUUGUUAAUUAAUGUUUAAUAAUGCCAAAUUGAAAUCUUUCAUAUCAUCUGAAAUACAAAGCCGAUUACAUUUUAUACAGACAUUUCUAUUAAAAGUAGCAUCCCAGCUUUCAUCAUUUUUCUUUGUUCUACAACAGGCUCCACAUUACUUUGUAGGAAUGUCUAUUGAAAGAAAUUUAAGACGCAAGUUUCAAUUGUCUGUAAACGAAUACAGUAAGUGUGUCCUUCCAAAAAAGAAGUUGAAGGAGAAGAAAGUGUCAUCAUGGCAUGAGAGUCAGUAACCCUUCGUAAGACGGAAAAGGCUGACUGAAAUAAAAUGGUGAUAUUUCUUUCAAACUUUUACAAAUAGCUUAUAAAGGUAACACAUUCAACCCUGGAUCAGUCACUCUGACUAGCUAUUGAGAUUUUACAAUUACAUUAAAAAAAAAGGAGAUAUUUACAGAGGAAUGGUCUUUAUAACGUGGUAACUUUAUGAAGAACUUCGUGAAAUAAUCACCUACUCUCCAAGAAAACUUAUUUAAAGUCAAUAAAGCAUUAGUAUUUUUCAGCAGAUGGGUCCCGAAAGUGUAUGUACAUGUACUUGCUCGCUUCAGUGAGAAAACUUAUACAAGGAGUAAAAAUGAAGUCUUAAACACCAGAUUACAGGUGAUAUCUACAUGUACAUCAGAUUUAGCAUCCGUACCUGGGUUAUGCCAGUACAUCUAUGAUCAAACAGAAUAUGAUAUUGUAUAAGAAAUUAAUGCUUCUAAAUCAUGUAAAAAGUGUACAUUGAUGUUUGAUAUUUUCCAUUUUAUAUUCAAUCAUGAACUAGCUAGUUGAUUUUUUUAUGGAUAAGAAACAUAUAACCGAAUGCUUUUUCUCUUGUAGUGUUGGGUUUGUAGUCCUACGAGUAGGCCUUUAUUGGGGGAUGCUCAUUGUAAAGUAUGUAUGAAACACUGCUUGAUAUUCAAACUGCCUUACUUUAGACUAUCGUUGAGAACAUACAGCAAAUUUGAUGGAUUAAAAAAGAGUUUGGGUAUUGUAACUUCCACGCAGCUUAUUUACACAGUCAUUUUAUGCUGGUGAUAUUUCUUUUACUAAUAAAAAACAAUACCAUCUAUCUCGAUUCAAAAGUAUUGUAUUAGACACAUAGUAAAGCUGAAGGACAUUUGAAGGUUGUUUGAAGGCCAGAAAAAUUGAUUUAUGCAAAUACGUUUAAACUUCCCUAUAUGUUAAAAUUUGAGUAAAUUUGGUUUAUUUUGCUGUAUAAAUUGUGUAUGUAAUGUCCAUUUAAUCUGAUUGUAAAUUCCUGACAUAUUUCAUGUUGAUUUUAUUAUGGAGGGAUUUGCAAUCCUACAUUAUUGUAUUGGCUUAAUUGAAAUAUGUAGAAAAAAAUUGAAUUAUAUUUAAAAAGUAUUAUCAAAUAUUAAGCAUUAAUGCAAACCAUUUUUUCUUUAAAAAAAGGAUAGUUGGUCAUACGUUAAGAGAAAUCAGGAGACACUGUGCAUCCGAGAAAGUAAUGAAAUCAUACAAGAACCAAACCAAAAAAUGUUUAAAGGAGAAUGAAACCCUUGAAACCAGCUGAAUCAAUAUCAAAGAGAAAAAUCAAAGAAAUAUAUUGUUGAAAGUUUGAGGAAGAUUGAAUGAAUGAUAAGAAAGUUAUGAGCAUUUGAAUAUUGAGAUCACUAGUGCCAUGUAGAUCCUCCCAUCGGCAAUGCGACCAAGAUCUGUGAUGUCACACACGUACGACUCCCUCAUUACUUUAGUACUUAUUUCACUUAUAUUCUCACUUUUAUAGAGUCUAUCACAAGGUGAGGUGUUCUUAAUUAUGAGAUGACAAUUAAGUACAGAGGUUUCACAACAUUAUAUCAUUGAUUAAUUAUUUGUCAUAUGAUUAGAAUGAGCAAAAAGAGAUGUUUUGGGGUAUAUUUUCAGUGUCCAAAUGGGAGAGUUGUACGUGUGUGACAUCACAGAUCAUGGUCGCAUUGCCAAUGGGAGGAUCUCCAUAGCAUUAGUGAUCUCGACAUUCAAAUGCUCAUAACUCUUUUAUUGCUAGUCCUAUUUUACUCAAACUUUUGUUGAUCUUAUUCUUUGAUUUUUCUGCUUUCACAAAAGCUAACUUGCUCCAAGAGUUUCAUUCUCCUUUAACUUUAGCGCAGCUCUGUGAAAUUCACUUGGUCUACAAACAUUUGGUCUACUUCUCAGGUAGUCUAAUACCACAUGGACUAAACCCACUUGGUCUAUCAAACAUUUGGUCUACUUCUCAGGUGACUAGUCUAAUACCACAUGGACUAAACCCACUUGGUCUAUCAAACAUUUGGUCUACUUCUCAGGUGACUAGUCUAAUACCACAUGGACUAAACCCACUUGGUCUAUCAAACAUUUGGUCUACUUCUCAGGUAGUCUAAUACCACAUGGACUAAACCCACUUGGUCUAUCAAUUUGGUCUAAUUACUGUUUGGUCUACACCACAUUUGGUCUAAUACCCACUAAGUCUAAUUCUCAUUUAGUCUAAUGCUCAGUUGGUCUAUUUUCCACUUCAUGUACUUACAAUUUGUUUUCACUUAUGAACCAAAUAAAAAUUUGGUUCUUAACAGUUCAAUAAACCAUAUUGAUUAAGUGGUAUUAGACCAAGUAGAUAUUAGAUGAAAUAGGUAGAGCCUAACUGGAAAUUAGACAAAAUGGGAAAUACGCUAAAUGGCAAUUGGACCAAAUGUAAGUAGAUAAACUGGUUGAAGGUGAAGUAGGUGGACGAGACAAAACGGACAAAAGACAAUCCAGCAAAUUACCAUCCAUAUACCGUACGAGACUCUCUGGGCCUCGUAACAUGAAGUAUAACGGUUGAUCAUGAAGCUGGUUUAUAAGAUUGAUGAUUAUGUAUGAUGAAUCGUAAAAAUUAUCUCUACAAGCAAUUGCUAGUCUUUGUGUUACAGUCCCCUGGAGCCCGUAACACAAAGCUUAGCAGUGAUCGUAGAACAUUUUUUCUACGUGUCGAUUGGUUGGAUAGACUACAAUGUACAAUCAUUUGUGAAAAUCGAGCGUACGUGUAAUCGUUAACCUUUGUGUUACGGUCCUCUUUGUGUGUCAAAAAGUGGGUUUAUGCAUCAUGAAUGUCAGGAAAAUAUGUACCUUUCAUUGAUUUUAAUGUUCAAAUGUAUUAGAAAGUUUGAUUUUUUUUGUAUAUUGUACAUCACCAAAGUAAUCAACCGUGUGUGGCACUUUGUACAAAAGGAUGUGCCAAGUUUAUACCAUUUUGUUGUAUGCAUGUUCUUACGAUAAUGCAAUAAUUCAUGAAUCGGAGAAAACAGAAUCGGUCGGUUGUUCCCAUUUAAUAUUUCUCAAUUAUUUCUUAAUCUAGGGAGUGUAUUUUCAUGAAGCACCCCUUGUAGAUGGUUUUCACUGACAAAUUUGUUCUUAGCCAAUUAAAUCUAAGGAUUUCUUUAGCUUUUUACAUAAAGUCAGUGAAAGUCACUAUAUCAGCUGCUCGCAGGGAAGUUGUAGAAACAGGCAAAAUGGAGGUUUAAAACUUGUAAGAUAUUUGUUUACUUUUCAAUCUUAGUACUUGUAGAACUUAAAACUACCUCUGACUCUUGUGAUGUUAUUUUGUAGGAAAUUUUGGGGCGUUUUCAACGCAACAAUUCUGGAUUACCCAUAGAAAAUUUACCCUGCUCUGUUUUCGGGGGAAAAGAGUUUGAACGACCAAAGUGUAUUGAGGUAUUUUAAAUGUUAUUACUAACAUCUGUAAUCGUCUGUUUGUAUAAUUUGUAUAUUGAUCAAGAAUAUUAAUCUGAAUUUAUUUUCAAAGAUUUGUGUGUUUCUAAUCACGAUGGACAAGGCAUGAGAGAAUUAAUGAUGGAAAGCUUAAACUGUUGGGCGAAACACGAUGAAGAGAGAUGGAAAUGAUAUGCCCUUUUAUAGAAUAGUUAUUAGAAAUAAUGAAGAUCGUCCUAGUAUAUUAAAAACAUUAAAUAUGACUUUCGCUAUGCUGAAUUAUUAGAAAAAUGCUUGAAGCUCCAUAACUUCUUGUGUACAUUCUGAAAUUAAUGAAGAAUGUUUUGUUGCGUAGACAUGUUUAAUGUGGAUUAACCUUUCAUAUGUUAUGAUUUUCCAAAAAUAUAUAUUUUUCUUUAUAUCUUCCAGCUACAAUAUGGAUAUCAGAAUUUCUUUUAAAUGACAAUGUAGAGUUUCUUUCAUUUCAUUUUGUAUAAAAAAGAACAACAGUACUGAUCUAAUACUGUUUGUAUACAUGUCAGAUGGUUCAAGGAAUUAUGUGCCUUCUAAAUAUUAAAUAUUGUGAAAUGGCACAAGGAACACAGUA
Messenger RNA from Lytechinus pictus (painted urchin), 7354 nucleotides. RefSeq names its product ribosomal protein S6 kinase alpha-3-like. Gene Ontology annotation, biological process: peptidyl-serine phosphorylation; intracellular signal transduction. Lineage: Eukaryota; Metazoa; Echinodermata; Echinoidea; Temnopleuroida; Toxopneustidae. The record is from RefSeq and is a predicted model, not a curated record. The transcript has 16 exons. The coding region runs from base 1 to 1968 and encodes 655 amino acids. Gene Ontology annotation, molecular function: protein serine/threonine kinase activity; ATP binding; magnesium ion binding.